AAUUCAAUUUUUAAACUAGUUAACCGUUGAGAACUCGACACCUCACUUUUAUUUAUGUACACAAUGAAAAUUGGUUUUAUUAAUAGAAAUCUUUGCAAAUAUGCUUUAAUAGAAUAAUAAUACAAACCUUUGAAGUCCAAAUAUUUAAUAUUAUGGAGCCUUCAAAGGAAGCUAUUCCGGUCCGAGUAACGCGUUUGAACCGGCAGAUAUUAGGAAAACUGACUGGUGGUGAUUUAAAUAAAUUAUGUAAAAAAACAAUAAACCGGGAAGCUCUACUGGAUGCUCUCACUGUUCUUUAUGAUGAGUGCAACGAAGACCCUGUCAAAAAAAGUGAUGAAUACGUUAAAGGUUUUGUUGACAAAUAUCGCAGCACAUUGGCCGAGCUACGACGAACUCGUGUCUGUUUAUCUGACUUUGAAGUGCUACAAACUAUUGGCCGAGGGCAUUUUGGUGAAGUUCAUAUGGUAAGGGAGAAGGAGACUGGAGAUGUGUAUGCACUGAAGACUUUACGCAAAGAGGAGGCUCGCAAACGUGCAGCUAACACAGCAGAAGAUGAACGUGAUGUACUUGCAACAGCUAAUAGUCCGUGGAUACCUAAACUGCAGUAUGCAUUUCAGGACAGUAAUCAUUUAUAUCUGGUCAUGGAACUAUGUGUCGGUGGUGAUUUGGCUGGAUUGCUUGCUCGACGCAAUCAUCCCUUGUCAGAGCGCGACGCCGCAUUCUACAUAGCAGAAACAGCACACGCUUUAAAAGCUCUCCAUGGGAUGGGAUAUGUGCAUCGAGAUGUUAAACCACACAAUAUAUUUCUGGACAGGUGCGGGCACGUGAAGCUGGGCGACCUGGGCUCGUGCGCGCGGCUGUCGGAGGGCGCGAGCUGGGCGGCGGGCGGCACUGCGGACUACGUGGCGCCCGAGCUGCUGGCGGCCGCAGACUGCGCCGCGCGACACACAACGGCGUGUGACUACUGGUCGCUGGGCGUCGUUGCUUUCGAAUUGGUAACUUUGAAGAGACCAUUCUCAUCUGGUGAUGAAGAUUCUGUUGCGCAAGUUCUCAGCAAUAUACAAAAGUACGAGCGCGCGGCGGAGGCGGAGGCUGCGCCGCCGUUCGCUGCGGGCGCGGGUGCGGGCGCGGGCGCGGGCCCGUCGCGCGAGUGGCGCGCGCUGGUGGCGGGGCUGCUGCGCGUGCCGCCGCCGCGCCGCUACAACUACCUCGACACGCUGCGCCACGCCGCGCUCGCACAUCUCGCCGAUUUACACAGCAUUCGCGACCAGGCGCCUCCGUGGGUGCCUGGUGUGCGCGGUGCGGAGGACGGCACGCACUUCCGUCCGCCGCCUCGACGGCCUCCGCCUCCCGACGCCGCGCCCUUCCGCGCCCGCCCGCCCUUCGCCGGCCAGCUGCCCUUCGUCGGUUACUCUUAUGUGGCGAUCGAAGACAACGAGGAAAGUACAGGAGGUUUUAAUGCUUCUCACGAUUGCACCGCGAUCAACUUGGCUACCUAUAAAUCAGCGGAGAAGCUGGCGGCGAUGCGGGCGCGGGAGGUGUCGUCGCUGCAGAGCAGGCUGGCGGCGGCCGAGGCGGCGGCGGAGGCGGCGGCCCGCGCGGCGGCCGAGCGCACGCGCCGCGAGGCCGAGGCCGAGGCCGAGCGCACGCGCGCGCGCCUGCAGGCCGACAUCACCGCGCUCUCCCUGCAGAACAAACGUCUGGAGCGUCAAGUGGAGGUAGAGAAAGAGGAGCGGAUGGCGCUACAGCGCACCAAUCAGGAGCUGUCGUGCGGGAUCGCGGAGCGCUGCAGCGCUGAGAACCGCGCGACGACAGCGGCGGCGGCAGCGCUGCAAGCGGAGCGCGACACGCUGCACGAGCAGCUGCAGCGCGCGGAACGCCGCGUAGCAGACCUACAGGCCGAAUGCACGAGAACGCUCGCCGCCGCCGACCGAGCGCGCGACCAGCACCAACACUAUAAGGAUAUAUUGGCGCACGUGCAAGAUUUACGGCAUAGAAAACUGACCGAAAUGAACGUGCGGGCGAUUGACACGAUAGCGAAAGAGCGCGCGUUGCGACGACAAACGCUUAGCGGUGGCGAAGCUGAGAUGCGAGAGACGGCCGCGCGACUCGCAACUGCUGAAACUAAUUUUGCGCGCGAAGUACGUGCCAAAGAACAACUGGAAAAACAAGCCGUUGAGCUGCAAGCCAAGAAUGCGUCGCUGCAAACCGAAAACGCUACACUGCAAGUUGAAAAUGAAACUCUCCAAGCUGAAGUGGAGCGUGUCAGAAAGGAUUUGGUUAACGCUAAGGAUAAUAUGAAUGAGAAGGAACGUACCGCCGAUGCAUCGUCUGCGAAACUUAUGGAUGCACAGCAGCAGUUGGCGCAGGAACGAGUUAGAGCCGCAACGCUGAUUGCACAAGUACAGGAAUUGGAGCGUGGCAUGGAGGAAGCAGCUAAGCGUGAAGCGGCGUUGGAAGAACAGUGUACGCGGACUGAGGCGCGUCUAAACGAGCGACUUGAUGCAGCGGAGGCCCGAGCCACCGCUGCCUUGCAGGACGACGCCAGGCACCGGCAAAAGGUUGGCACACUGGAGCAGCUGGUGCGGCGUCUGGAGCGCGAGGUGAGCGCGCUGGAGGCACGUGGGUGUCCGCGGUGCGAGGCGGGCGCGGGGGCGGAGGCGGGCGCGGGGGCGGAGGCGGGCGCGGGGGCCGACAGCGACACCGAGAGCGUGGCCGACGUGGCCAGCGCGCAGCGAGCCGUGCUCCGGGAGCAGCUCGAGCGGGCCGAGGGACAGCUGCAGGCUCGUGCUGAAGAAAUUGCAACUUUGCGGCAAGAGGCACGUACGGCCAAUUUGGCGAGAUGGCGUAAGGAAAGAGAAUACAACGAAUUAUCCAUCGAGGCGAAAUCAACAGCUAGAGAGUUGAAACGCCUAGAGGAACGUCUCUCAUGUGUGGUCGAAGCACGAAAAGAGGCUGAGAAAAAGAGUACAGCGUUGCAAAGCGAGUUGACAACAUUACGUCCAAAGUACGAACAGGCGAGCAAGGACGUGGAGCGAUUUAAAGAACAGUUACAGAAAUUGCAAAAAGCUCAUGAGGUUGCUCAGGCAGAAGUUGAUAGAUCCCGCAAUGAUAUCCGCAAGCUGAAGAGUGAGUUGAUGUACAGCGAGAAACGUCGCCUGCACGCAGAGGAACAAGAAGAGCUAUCAAGCCGCGAGAGGGCCCAUAUGCGCGACGAACUGCAACAGAUGCGCGGACGGAACGACGAUCUUCUACAGAAUAACAAGGCACUGCAAGAAGCGUGCGCUUUACUGGAGGAGCAGCUUACGGAUUUAGAAAAGCUAGCUGAUCAUCACGAGCUGAAGAAUAAGGAUCUCGAGGAGGAGUGCGCACGUAAGCGUACGGAGCUGGAAGCGUGCGGCGCGCGGCUGGCGGCGGCGGAGCGGGCGGCCGGCGAGCACGCGGCCGACGCGCGGCGCACCACGCGCCUGCACGGCGACGCGCGCGAACAGGCGCGGCGGGCGCGAGCACACCUACACCUGCUCACGGAGCGCGUGGAGUCUCGCGAGGCGCGCGUGUCGGAGCUAGAGGCGCGCGUGGCGGAGCUGGAGGGCGAGCAGGCGGCGCGGGACGCGGCGCUGGCCGCCGCCGCGCGCCGCGACCGGGACCUGCAGGAGGAGUGCGCCGCGCUGCGCACGCGGCUGCACCACCACGCCGCCGCCGCGCUGCAGCUGCAGGCCGCGCUCGCAGACGCGCAGGAGGAGUUAUCCGCGUCCCGCGAAGCAGCGGAUGCGGCGGCCAUCUGGUGGAGGACUCGUGAAACGAAAGCCGAUGCUACGCUGCGACAGCAAGCCAAACUCAUUGACUUCUUGCAGGCAAAGGUAGAAGAGGCCGGCCGUAAGAAAUGUUCACUCAGCAACAAAAUAUUUGGACGCUCUGGCAGAAGAUUACCCGCUUCACCUCCGCUGAGACGAGUCAACAGGGAAUUGCGCGAGGAAGUAGAUAGAUUACGAGCCAAACUGAAUGAAGGAGACGAUGCAAACUACCCGCCUACGCCAAGGCGAGAAAAGAAACCACUUGUUAAUGGCAGCAAAACGGCAGAGGAUCCAUAUGGAGAUGAUGAUUCACAGUUAACAAUAGUGUGGGAUGACGGCAGCCGCGAGCGUGUGGAGGCGCGGUGCUCCGACGGCGGCCUGGAGCUGCGGCUGGGCGGCCGCCACCACCGCGCCACGCUGCGGGGGCUCCACGCCGACGGCCUGCCGCCGCACGAGGCCGACCGAGCCUUCACGGUGGAUUUGGAAGAUUCGUACCGCGGCGGGACAGCGACGGUGGUGUGUGGCAACUCUGCCAGCCGUGCGGUGUGGGUGUCGCGUCUGACGCCGUCUCCGCCGGCCCGCACUUUCUUGCCACCCGCCCUGAUCCGUCAGCGACCCGCGCCAGUCGCCGCAAUCUACGUAGCACCCGAUGCCAUCGCGCUCGGUUCUCCGUCGGGGUUACAUUCGCUUCGCGGACCGGUGCGAUUGCAGUUGGAAGAUGGAGAGGGAAUGGGUGCGGGUGAGAUGUGCUCGGUGACGUCACUGUGCUCAGCUGGAGGCCGCGUGUUGGUUGUGGCGGACGGCUAUCUAUACGCGGCGGGAUUGACGCCGUUUGCAUCAGCCAUACGUCGCGCCGCCUCGCUGCGGCCCGCUAUCGAAGUCUCCGCCAUGCAUCUUCCCGAUGCUGCAUCAUCAUCAACGCCGCUUCUACUUACGAGUAUCAAUGAACCGUGGUCAGACGGUCCGUGUGCGGCAGUCGCGAGCGGGCGGCACGUGUCUCUGCUGCGGGUCGACAGCGUCGGCCGGCUGGUGGUGUUGCGGUCGCUGCCGCUGCCGCGCGCGGCCACCGCGCUACUCCUGACGCGGCGCGCGCUGCUGGUAGCCGCCGACACCCCCCUCCGCGCCCACCUCCCCGCGGGGACACUCCAAUCCUUCGCCAUGGAAGAACCCAUCAUCGCCGCCGCCGCCAGGAAGCGCUCCCCGCCCAAGGCGAUGCUACUCGUGCGCGACGAUCCCCAAGAAAUAUUGAUCUGCUACGCGGAGUGUGGCGUCUUCGUCGACGAGAACGGUAAGCGCACCCGCAACGAGGACCCCAAGUGGAGUUCGGCCGUCCACGCCUGGGAGUUCGUGAAUCCGUUUCUGUAUCUGAUCGGAGAGGACAGAGUGACUGUCCUCCAUUUGAACGACGAGGUAUAUAGGAAUCCCCCGUGUACGUGUGACACGAUAUCUCUGGCGUCGACGGCGUCCGAUUGCUACAUGCCGCAGAUAUUUAACUUGAAACUUAGCGAACCCGCGCUGCUAGGUACGACUCCGACUGGCGUUAUAGUUCGGUCGAAAGAAGAUGACGAGUAUGUAGUCCAAAUCGUUGAAGGAAUGGCUGCUUUUAAAAGUAUCGGCGCGUCGAUAGAAUCCCUUGAAACCGUAUCAGAACGAAACAGUUCUUCGACGGAUUUAGCUCAGUCUUUGACAGACUUACGACCUCAGGAUGUCCAGAACGCCUCUGAAGAAAGUAUAGAAACCACUACGGGUUUCCUAGCCGACAUAAGAAACAGAGCGCGCCAGUUACGUAAUAAAAAUCGAAAGGAACAAUCACCAGACGAUGUGAUAACGGCAAUUUUGACAACAGAGAUAGGAUUGAAACGCUCAACAAAUGGUAGAAAAUCCCCAGCUACUAUUUCAGAAUUCGAUUCCGAUUCUACAGAGACCACAGAAGAAGAAAGAACAGAAUCGACCAAGGGGACUUCGGAUAUAUGCGCGGAAAUGUUUACUAGACAGGUACGUUUCCAAAAUUAGGUAAAUAUUGUACUUACUAACUCUACAUAAAUUUUAAUGUAAUAACUAAAUAAUAAACCCAUCUGUUAAUUACAGAGACUUAAUUCUGAUAUUUUUUCAAACAAAUUAAUUUCAAAAUCCAAGGUAUGCCAAUAUUAUGAAAAUUAUGUAUUUAGAAGUACUUUCGACUUUAUUUUAUAAACUUAUACACAUUCUUUUACAUAUAAUAAAUUGUUGAAAGAACAAUUGCCCCUCCUAUCGAAUAUAUUUCUGAUAUGUAAUUUGUUACUUAACAUAUUGAAUGCCAGUAUUUUAUGAAAAAUAAUAAUUACUCAAAUUGGCUUUGAAUACAUAGACAAUACAUUGUUAAUUGUUAAAUAAAUUAGGAGCCUUUUACUGUGAUUUGCUACUUAAUUUUAAUGUGUUUAGAUGUAAUUUAGUUGGUAAAGUAUUUAUUUUAGUUACUAUGUAGGCAAAACCCUGACUAUGUUUUAAGUUGUAUGA
Achroia grisella is the source of this 6290-nucleotide messenger RNA. Its product is annotated as citron rho-interacting kinase-like. Gene Ontology annotation, cellular component: cytoskeleton; cytoplasm. Gene Ontology annotation, biological process: peptidyl-threonine phosphorylation; actomyosin structure organization. Bases 153 to 5807 code for a protein of 1884 amino acids. NCBI's taxonomy places the organism in Eukaryota, Metazoa, Arthropoda, Insecta, Lepidoptera, Pyralidae. The record is from RefSeq and is a predicted model, not a curated record. Gene Ontology annotation, molecular function: ATP binding; protein serine/threonine kinase activity. The transcript is spliced from 31 exons.